Messenger RNA from Aegilops tauschii subsp. strangulata, 656 nucleotides. NCBI's taxonomy places the organism in Eukaryota, Viridiplantae, Streptophyta, Magnoliopsida, Poales, Poaceae. The record is from RefSeq and is a predicted model, not a curated record.
UGCGGGAUAGGGAUCUCUGGCUUAUGCGGUGCCCACUGAUAUGCAACUGGGCUAUUGAGUUUCAUUUGCCACAUCGCGUGUUUCGUCAGUUUGGUCUGUUCCAGCCUCACCCGCCGGAAUGGGUGGAUACGGACAAAGCACUUCAUAGGUUGGACAGGAGAAGGCAGCGGAAGAUAAAGGACUGGGACAAGCAUCAUGCUUCGUAUGUUACCCGCUUCCAGCUUUGCGUGGAGCAAGCUCGUAGCAGUGCACGCGCCCAGCUUCGUGAGCAUAACCCACUUGCUUUUGAUAACUACAUACGAUGGCUUCUUGAAAAUACUCGAGUUGAGAUAUGCCCGCCAGCAUAUAAUGAGGAUAUUCUUGAAGAACCCAUGAACUUUGAGGAUCUAUCAAAGGGGAAGUACAACAGAGAUGUUAGGGUAGGGCAAGGAGUCCCUGCUGUUCCGGUGAUUAACUAUGUGCGCACCGAGAUCAAGAAAGCAGCUGAUGAGAGCCAGUCUAUUCUGGAGAACACACCGGUUGGAAAAGGCAAUGAUGAUGGUUCACUACAAGCAUUCCUCAAGGUACAUUAUGCCUUCCCUCGAACUCAACAACGUCACUUGGGUCCAUCCAAUUCAAAUCCUUCCUCACUUGGUCCAAGAGCUCCGCAUAGCUAG